Scheffersomyces stipitis CBS 6054 is the source of this 5266-nucleotide messenger RNA. RefSeq names its product bifunctional 4-alpha-glucanotransferase/amylo-alpha-1,6-glucosidase (gene GDB1). Gene Ontology annotation, molecular function: 4-alpha-glucanotransferase activity; amylo-alpha-1,6-glucosidase activity. Lineage: Eukaryota; Fungi; Ascomycota; Pichiomycetes; Serinales; Debaryomycetaceae. The record is from RefSeq and is a predicted model, not a curated record. Gene Ontology annotation, biological process: glycogen biosynthetic process; glycogen catabolic process. The coding region runs from base 597 to 5177 and encodes 1526 amino acids. The transcript has a single exon.
AUUGGCUCUUCUACUACGGUUGCACAUCGUUUGUGGAGCGCAAUUGACUAUAGACACCACUUUACAGCAUUGUUUCUGAGAGAUACCGACGUCUCAAUCCGAAUCCACAACGUCGCUCUUUGAUUCAUCCUUCUUCAAGAAUUGCACUUCAUAGAUUGAUUGUAUUUUGUUCGUGAUUUUUUCCAAUUUACUAUAUUUACUGAUUCAGUCCGAAUUUACAUUCCUGAUUCAUUCAUAGUCAUUGUUCUGAUUUUACUAAUUUGCAGAUUCAAAUAAUUCUUUCCUUUGCUGGAAUCUUACACUGUUCCUGAGAUUUUUCGACCGAAAUCCUCUAGAUAUACUUACUCUUUUCAGUCUUUUUUGCUCGGGUUUCCACGUUGCUUUCCUCGUACCCAAACCCCAUCGUUGCCCUUAUCCGCUUCUUUCGAAUCCCGUUCCGGGCCCUUAUUCUGCUCAUUUUCCAUCUUUUCAACAAACUCCGAGAUUUCAGAGCAUUGAAAAAAACAGGAGUCGUGAAAUCUGAAAACCCCGAAAAAUCUGAAAAAAUAGAAAAAUUCAGCAUCAAUUCCAAUACAAAUUCUACUCCUACUUCAGGCAUGUCACAAAGAACGUUACUUCUUCGUUUAUCCAACUCCGGGGAACCGGAAAAUAGCGAAGGCAUAUCCAAUGGAAUCUACAUAUUGCCUGCUCUUCCGCAUCUUAAGGGGUAUAAGAAGGGAGACCCCCUUUUCCACUUGGUAUUUCAACUCAAUGCUGCUUCAUCAGUUACUAGAGAUGGUACAUUGUUGACAAACUUACCCAAAGAUUCGAGCUCACCAUUCAAAAGACACGAAUACAGCGAAUAUCUCAUUGGAUCUUCUUUUGACAAGGACGCUUCGAUCUCAGUGCCAAUCUUCAGACCUGGUUCGUACAAUUAUUUCAUUAGGUAUACUGAUGCCAACGACACUUCAGCUACGACAGAAAAGUUCUAUUUCAAUGUUCCGCCAGCUCUUUACAUCAACGGCGAGUAUGUUGCCUUUAAUGCUCUUAACGUUGAAACAGUAGUCUCGAAGUGGGUCGGAAGCUUGUCGAACUGGGAAACUUUCUUCACCAGAGUUGCUGACAAGGGAUACAACAUGAUCCACUUCACUCCGCUUCAAGAACGAGGAUCAUCAGAUUCGCCUUACUCCAUCUAUGAUCAGUUGCAGUACGAUCCCAAGAUCUUUAAGGACAAUUCCGAGGCUAUUUCCGUCAUUAAGAAGCUUUUGGCUAACCACGGCUUGUUGUCGUUGACGGAUGUGGUGUGGAAUCACACUGCUGACAACUCCGAGUGGCUUCGCGAGUACCCUGACUCGGGAUACAAUGCCGAAACAGCUCCCCACUUGACGGCUGCCAUCGAAUUAGAUGCGCUGUUAUUAGAAUUUUCAAGAAAUUUGAAGAGCCUCAGUUUGCCGACCGAAAUCAACAACGAACAUGACUUACAUUUAGUCGUUGACGGAAUCUCUCAGCAUGUCAUCGGCAAGCUUCAGCUCUGGCAGUACUACGUCUUCAACAAGGAAGAUACACUUGCCGAGAUCAAGAAGAACUUCUACGAUAGUACAUACAAAAUCACUCCUGUAGAUAUCCCUACCUCUGUGAACAAAGAUAGCAUCGAAGAACUCGCAACAUAUACCCUUGAGGUUGCCUCUGUGCACGGCCAGCCCAUCUUGGAGAAGCGAUUCUCUAACAAAUUGGACGCCAGAAAGUUCCUCGGCAUCUUGUACACUGUGUUGGAGGCUAGAGACCUUGACUUCGAGGUUGUUGCCCAGAAGUCGAGUGCCAUCAUCGACCAGAUCAACGCUCCCUUAUACUCUUCAUAUGAUGAUGACGUCAAGUCGAUUCUUAGCCAAGUUUCUGACAGAAUUAAGUUCUUAAGACUUGCCGGAAACGGUCCUAAAUUGGGCCUUGUCACCGACAAGAACCCCUUGACAGAGGCAUACUUCACAAGAUUCACUGGUAAAGAUGGUAAAUCGUGGGCCUUGGCGAACAACGGCUGGAUCUGGGGUGGGAACCCGCUAGUAGACUUUGCGUCUCUGAAAUCAAAGGCUUAUUUGCGUAGAGAAGUUAUUGUAUGGAGUGACUGUGUCAAGUUGAGAUACGGCUCUGGUCCUCUGGAUUCUCCCCAUUUAUGGGAAAGAAUGAUCCAGUACACCCAAGACUGUGCCCGUACCUUUAGUGGAUUCAGAAUCGACAACUGCCACUCCACACCUUUACACGUAGGAGAAGCUUUGUUGGAUGCUGCCAGAGAAGUAAACUCCAACUUGUAUGUUGUAGCCGAGCUUUUCACAGGCUCUGAGGAGAUGGACAAGUUUUUCGUGGAAAGAUUAGGAAUCAACACCUUGAUCAGAGAAGCCAUGCAAGCCUGGAACGUACAAGAGUUGUCUAGAUUAGUUCACAAACACGGUGGUAGACCGAUUGGAUCUUUGACCUGGUUGCCCUUGGACGACUUUGCCUUGCCAGCUGAUAAGGAGCCUACUAAGGGAAAGUACAUUGACUCGUACACGGAAAUGGAAAUACCCAAAGUGUUGACCAAGCAAGCUCCACAUGCAAUGUUUAUGGACUGUACUCACGACAACGAGAUGCCAGCGCAGAAGAGAACACCAGAAGAUACGUUGCCCAACGCUGCGUUGGUGGCCUUCUGCUCAUCUGCCAUUGGUUCUGUUUAUGGGUAUGAUGAGAUCUUUCCUCGUUUGCUUGACGUAGUUAAUGAAACUAGACAAUAUUCAAUAGAGGACAACGGUAUUGGUCAGGUGAAGAAGAAGCUUCAUGCCAUCAGAAAGAACCUUGCUGCUGAAAGCGAAGAUAUUUUGCGAGACCAUGAGAUGUAUAUUCACCACGAAGGCCAGUAUAUUACCAUCCAGAGGCACAAUGCUAAGACUGGAAAGGGGUGGUUUUUGAUUGCCAGAUCGAAGUUCGAUGGCCACGAAGGGCCUCAGACUUUGUCUCCUGUAGUAUUAAGUGGUACAAUAGCCAAGUGUGAGUUCAGCUACACAUUGAAAGUCACUGGCGAAUACCAACACAGCGACACUGUUCUCACGGGUAUCCCAGCCAAAGUAGAAGAAAUCCGCAGUCCAGCCAUUGAGUUUAAUGGCAAGGAAACUAUCAUUAAAGUCGACGAUUCCUUCAUUACUGGUUCCAUUGCUGUCUUUUCCACGGAAAUUCCAGGAGUAGACUUGUCUUUGGAUAAGUUCGUUAAAGAAGGUGCCGUAGAAGCCUCUCUAGGCUUAGACUUGAGUGAUUUGAACGCUCUCCUUUACCGCUGCUCUUCUGAAGAAAGAGAUGCUUCAUUCGGCAAGGAAGACGUUUAUAGUAUUCCCGGAUAUGGUGCCUUGGUCUAUGCUGGUUUGGAAGGUUGGAACACGGCUCUUAAACAUGUUAUCUGGCAGAACAACUUGGGCCAUCCGAUCUGCGACCAUAUCAGACAAGGCGAAUGGGCUCUUGAUUACAUAGUCAACAGGUUGGAUAUCUACCUGAAGAACUCGCCUAACUUGAAGAAAUUCCAGGAGUGGUUGAGAUCUCGGAUUGAAGCCAUCAAGAAGGUACCUUAUUUCUUGAGACCUCACUAUUUCACUCUUGUAGUCGGUAUAGCCUACGAAGCUGCCAGAUUCAGAGCAUUGAGAGGCUUGGGUGUACAUGUUCAAACUGCUACUAACUUUGUUCAGAGCUUGGCUCUUACUUCUGUGCAAAUGAUUGGCAGAAUGAAUAACACUUCGCUCUUGCCUACGGAACAGGUUUCGUGUAUAGCUGCCGGCUUACCUCACUUCAGCAAUGAUUACAUGAGAUGUUGGGGCAGAGAUGUGUUUAUCAGUUUCCGUGGAUUGAUGUUGGUAACCGAGAGAUACGAUGACGCUAAGAAUCACAUCUUGGGAUUUGCCAAAACCUUGAAACACGGCUUGAUACCCAACUUGUUGGAUGCAGGUAGGAACCCUCGUUACAACGCCAGGGAUGCUGUCUGGUUCUUCUUACAAGCCAUUCAAGAGUACGUCAAGUAUGCUCCAGAUGGUAUCAAGAUUUUGGACGAAAGGGUUGCGAGAAGAUUCCCCUUGGACGAUACGUACAUCCCUCAUACCGAUAAGAGAGCUUUUAGUUACGAGAGCUCAAUUCGUGAAGUCAUCUAUGAGAUUCUUGCCCGCCAUGCCAAGGGUAUCAAAUACCGUGAAGCCAACGCUGGUCCUAAUCUUGAUUCACAGAUGAAGGACGAAGGUUUCAACGUGGAAGUUUAUAUUGACUGGAAAACCGGUCUAGUACAUGGCGGUUCUCAGCUGAACUGUGGAACAUGGAUGGACAAGAUGGGAGAAAGUGAAAAAGCUGGCUCCAAGGGAGUUCCAGGCACACCUAGAGACGGAGCUGCUAUCGAGUUGCAAGGUUUAAUGAAGAGUGCUUUGAGAUUCGUCAACGAGUUGAACACAAAGGGCUCAUUUGAGUAUACGGAAGUAGAAAAGAACGAUGGUUCCAAGAUCUCGCUUGUUGACUGGGAAAAAUUGGUACAAGAUAACUUCGAAAAGCACUUCUUCAUUCCUGUAGAUGCCUCUGACGACGACAAAUUUGUAGUAGACGCUUCAUUGGUCAACAGAAGAGGUAUUUACAAGGACUUAUACAGAUCUGGAAAACCAUAUGAAGACUAUCAGUUGAGAGCAAACUUCCCUAUUGCAAUGGUAGCUGCUCCUGAGUUGUUCACGCCCAAGAAUGCGCUCGCUGCUCUCAGAACAGCUGACCGUGUCAUCAGAGGCCCUGUUGGGUUGAGGACUUUGGAUCCUUCGGACUGGAACUACAGACCUUACUACAACAACAGUGAGGAUAGCGAGGACUUUGCUACUUCCAAGGGUAGAAACUACCACCAGGGCCCCGAGUGGGUCUGGGUGUUUGGCUACUUCUUGAGAGCCUUUAUGUUGUUCCAUUACAUUGAAGACAAGAGUUGUAAGACCGAACUGGGUGAGCUCACAGACUUCAUGUUAACGGGAUUGAAUGCCAGAAUCCAGGGCCACCAGAAGUGGAUCAAAGAAAGUCCUUGGGCCGGUUUGACUGAGUUAACCAAUAAGGAUGGUGCGUUCUGUUAUGACUCUUCGCCUACACAGGCAUGGAGUACUUCUUGUUUGCUUGACUUGUACUACGAUUUGUGGAGCGACGAACACUACAAGAACAGUAAUGGCAGGAAAUAAACUGAAAUAAACUGGAAAUAAGCUUCAGUACGACUUUAUUUCAUUUUUAGAUCUAUUUAGUUUGCUUUAUUCCGAAUAGUGAAAUUUGC